AUUUUGAAUUCAACCUUUACUAGUGGAUGCUUGAAGGCUGAAGGGUUCAAUAAAUAAAUCAAUUUGAAGCAGGAAAGCUUAUUGUCCAAGCAAUAAGACUGACCAUUAUAAAAUGACUUCAUUGGUAGAAUUGUUAACAUAUCUCUCUGUCUCUCUCUCGUCUCUAAGCAUGGCUGAGUUGAAGCUACUCGGGUCAUGGCCUAGUCCUUUUAGUUACAGAGUGAUAUGGGCUCUGAAACUAAAGGGCAUACCCUAUGAAUACAUAGAGGAAGAUCUUUCCAACAAAAGUCCCCUCCUUCUUCAACACAGUCCAGUUUACAAGAAAAUCCCUGUGCUUCUUCAUGCUGGAAAACCAAUUUGCGAGUCCAUGAUUAUCCUUGAAUACAUCGAAGAGUUUUGGCCACAGAUUCCCUUGCUGCCUUUUGACCCUUUUCAGAGAGCUAUUGCUCGCUUUUGGGUUAAGUUUGCUGAUGAUAAGAUCCCUGCAAUGUGGAUAGUCUACAGAAGUAGCGGCAAGGAACAAGAGAAGGCCAUGAAGGACACCGUGGAGAUGCUGAGAGUCAUCGAGGAACAUGCCCUCGGAAGCAAGAAAUUUUUUGGUGGGGAAGAGAUUGGAAUGGUGGACAUUGCCUUUGGACAGAUUGCAGAAUGGUUGGGAGUUAUAGAAGAAAUAGUAGGGGUGAAGCUGCUUGAAGAUCACACAUUCCCUCGCUUGCAUGCAUGGAUCCUCAAUUUUAAGGAAGUUCCUGUAAUCAGAGACAACCUUCCUGAUCAUCACGAAAUGUUUGUCUUUUUCAAACGUAGGAGGGAAUUGUUACUGUCAUCUUCACAAGAUCAAUAGUGUCCGUCUAAAUUAACUUGUGACUUGGGUCUCCAUGUUUUCCUCUUAAUUUGUAUCCCCUGGCUAUUUUUUUUAACGUGAAAAACUAAUUAGUA
Molecule: messenger RNA, 936 nt
Organism: Juglans microcarpa x Juglans regia
Lineage: Eukaryota; Viridiplantae; Streptophyta; Magnoliopsida; Fagales; Juglandaceae
Product: probable glutathione S-transferase
Exons: 2
Coding region: 113-841 (242 amino acids)
Biological process (GO): glutathione metabolic process
Cellular component (GO): cytoplasm
Molecular function (GO): glutathione transferase activity
Source: RefSeq, a predicted model, not a curated record